Pyricularia oryzae 70-15 is the source of this 2459-nucleotide messenger RNA. RefSeq names its product alpha/beta hydrolase. The record is from RefSeq and is a predicted model, not a curated record. The transcript has 2 exons. Gene Ontology annotation, cellular component: mitochondrial inner membrane. The coding region runs from base 379 to 2103 and encodes 574 amino acids. NCBI's taxonomy places the organism in Eukaryota, Fungi, Ascomycota, Sordariomycetes, Magnaporthales, Pyriculariaceae. Gene Ontology annotation, biological process: cardiolipin acyl-chain remodeling. Gene Ontology annotation, molecular function: A2-type glycerophospholipase activity.
AGCGAUCAAUCACAACAAGCGGCAUUCGGCUGGAAUCGGAAGACUGGGUCGACGCCGCCAUCUUGUGCUAGGGAGUCGAUUCAUUAGACGUAGGUACCUGUCUGCAGUCGUGCCUGAGCAAGUACUGCGUAUCUAGGUAAUUACCGUAAAGCUUAACUAAAAAGUAUCCAUCCAUCUGUAUGGUUGUUCGCGCAGCUCAGCCCCCAACAGACGGCGGGUGCCACACGCAUACCGGCCUUACGUGUACCGUAUCUCCAUACCCUAGAAGCCAGUUCUAAGUCCGAAGCGCCUCUUAUCAUUAACAUUCCGAAUCCCCGGUGAAUUCGUCAAAUAAGAAAAGCAGCCGGGCGCUGUGCCUCGACGCCCGUAGCACCCGGCAUGAUCAGCAACACUCGCGUCGUGUUAGCAGCUGCCUCGCUCUCUUCUGUCGCGCCGCGUUUUCCCAACACUUCUUCGACUGCCAGCGGCAACAGCAACAACAACAAGAACAACAACGCCAGCACAAGUGUCAGCGUCGGUGUCGGCAACAACAAAAGCAACAGCACAAGCGCAACAAUAUCCCUGUCGAGCGGCGAGAGUAUCCCCUCGUCGGCAAAGACCAGGCCCGCAAGAACAACCUCCACAUCGAGACAGCAACCGCCGGCCUCCCCACAAGGCGCAACCCCAGAGCCUCGUUAUCCUGAACCCCCCGCUCUGCGCACAAUGUCGGCUUACUUUCCACUUGGAUACAAGGACGCUGCCUACCAGUGGUGGACAAGCGUAACACCGCCAAUAGCACAGCAAAACCUUCUUUCAUACAUCCCUUACAUCAAAGCCUCGCUGGGGGCAGCCGCAGCAGCAGCCAUUCCCAAGCCUGAUUCUACCACCCAGUCUGACCCCUAUGGCCGACGGACGUGGCGCACCAGCAUGGUGCAGCUCUCGGGCAAGGACAGAGCCAUAAACGAGUUCACUGUCGAGAGGGAAGGCGAGGAGGUUGACAACACGCUAGUAGUCCUGCACGGCUACGGGGCCGGGCUUGGUUUCUUCUACAAAAACUUUGAGCCCCUUACCCGCGACCCUGGCUGGAGGCUACACUCUCUAGACUUGCUUGGCAUGGGCAACUCGUCACGGCCCUCCUUCAAGGUGUAUGCCAAAGAACAGAAAGCCAAGAUCAGGGAGGCUGAGGAUUGGUUUGUCGAUGCUCUUGAGGAGUGGCGCCGCAUUCGAAAAAUCGAAAAGUUUACACUACUAGGGCAUUCUCUGGGCGGAUAUUUGGCCAUAUCAUACGCCAUAAAAUACCCGGGUCGUCUCAACAAACUCAUUCUAGCCUCCCCUGUGGGUAUUCCCGAGGACCCAUAUGCCGUCAACGCGGAAAUGCCGGAGCCAAGCUCUUCGACCAUUGCAAAUGAGUUUACGCAAGACCAAAAAGAGGACAUCGUCAAGGCUACAGAGCCUGUAAAAGACAAGAACAACUUCCUUAACGCCCGGCCAAAAGCAGAGGCCAAGGCUACGAACGACAAGGAGCCGCCGAAAAGGCCAAUCAAUAAGUGGUUCGUCUGGCUCUGGGACGCCAACGUCUCACCUUUCAGCCUCGUGCGGUUGUCCGGGCCUUUCGGUCCACGUCUUGUCUCGGGUUGGACGAGCCGGCGCUUCAGCCACCUUCCCGAGGCUGAAUCUCAGGCCCUGCACGACUAUUCGUACUCGCUCUUCCGUCAACGUGGAAGCGGCGAAUACGCCCUGGCCUACCUGCUCGCACCUGGCGCCUUUGCCCGCAGUCCCAUGAUUAACAGGAUUCAGGAGGUUGGUCGGCAGGUCUUCAAAAAGGAGGACGGCUCCCAGACCCGCGAGACCGGCAUCCCUGUCGUUUUCAUGUACGGCGAGCAGGACUGGAUGGACAUAGGCGGCGGCUAUGCGGCGGAGGAGAAGCUCAAGGCCAGGUCUAGGCAGGCGCUGCUGCAAGGCACUGAGGAGGAGAAGAGGAAAGAGAACGGCAGGGCGAGGGUCGUGUCGAUCCCCAAAGCCGGCCACCAUCUAUACAUCGACAACGCCGACGAGUUCAACAGGGUUGUUAUGGAGGAGUUGAGGGCCACGGCGGAGCAGGUUCGCAAGGAGAAAUCGGCAUGAAGGAGAUGAUGGCAUGGUAGAGGCAUUAUUAGGAGUUUUAAGGUUUUUUUUUUCUUUUUUUUCUUUUUUUUUUCUGCACAUGCCUCUUCACGCUGGCUGCUGUACAAAAUAAGGAGGCACACGCUCUAUUUUUUUUUCUUGUUUUUUUCUCUCAUCUUGAAUUUUGAAUACUCAAAAUGCAUGGCGUCUCUGGUCGACUACUUACAUCCUUAUACUAUUCUAGAUUAGAAGCGCAACAGCUGGCCAGUCCUGAUCAGGGACUGGUUUAUAUAUACACGCGUUAUACAGGAACUCACGCGCAAACAUUUUCCUUCUUCACUGCUACUUUCAUAAAACCAUUACUAUCAUGAUUCAUU